Cyprinodon variegatus (sheepshead minnow) is the source of this 2663-nucleotide messenger RNA. RefSeq names its product cytosolic purine 5'-nucleotidase-like. The record is from RefSeq and is a predicted model, not a curated record. NCBI's taxonomy places the organism in Eukaryota, Metazoa, Chordata, Actinopteri, Cyprinodontiformes, Cyprinodontidae. Gene Ontology annotation, molecular function: 5'-nucleotidase activity. Bases 16 to 1662 code for a protein of 548 amino acids. The transcript is spliced from 17 exons.
UUAAUUUCACACAGAAUGUACUGCCCUUCGUGUCUUGGACUGAACUCUAAAUGGGAGCUUGUUCACUAUGGAUCUGCUGCCAGGAUUUUUGUCAAUAGAAGCUUGGCAAUGGAGAAAAUCAAAUGCUUCGGCUUUGACAUGGAUUACACUUUAGCAGUCUACAAGUCGCCUGAGUACGAGGCGCUGGGCUUUGAGCUGACGGUGGAGCGGCUGGUGUCCAUCGGUUAUCCCCAAGAGCUGCUCAGCUUCGUCUACGAUCCAUCAUUUCCCACCAGAGGCCUUGUGUUUGAUACCAUGUAUGGAAACUUGCUGAAGGUUGACGCUUAUGGUAAUAUCCUGGUCUGUGCCCAUGGAUUUAAUUUCUUUCGAGGCCCUGAUAUACGUGAACGAUAUCCGAACAAGUUUAUCCAGCGGGAUGACACAGAGCGUUUUUAUAUCCUUAACACACUCUUCAACCUUCCAGAAACCUACCUUUUUGCUUGUCUUGUGGAUUUUUUCUCAAACUGUGACAGAUACACAAGCUGUGAAUCGGGCUUUAAAAAUGGGGACCUCUUCAUGUCCUACAAGAGCAUGUUCCAGGACGUCCGGGACGCGGUGGACUGGGUUCACUUCAAGGGAACCCUGAAGGAGAAAACGGUAGAGAACCUGGAGAAGUAUGUGGUGAAAGAUGGGAAACUCCCACUUCUCCUGAGCCGAAUGAAUGAAGUAGCCAAAGUUUUCCUGGCUACUAACAGCGACUACAAAUACACAGAUAAAAUUAUGAGUUACCUGUUUGACUUCCCUCAUGGCCCCAAGCCUGGUACUUCUCACCGGCCCUGGCAGUCUUACUUUGACUUGAUCUUGGUGGAUGCCAGAAAGCCUCUCUUCUUCGGGGAGGGAACCGUCCUCAGACAGGUCGACACGACCACAGGACGCUUAAAGAUAGGCACCUACACAGGACCUCUGCAGCAUGGGAUCGUGUACUCGGGAGGCUCCUCAGACAUUGUGUGUGACCUUCUGGGGGCCAAAGGGAAGGACAUUUUGUACAUCGGGGACCAUAUAUUUGGAGACAUCCUCAAGUCUAAGAAGCGUCAGGGAUGGAGAACGUUCCUGGUUAUCCCAGAGCUGGCCCAGGAGCUGCACGUGUGGACCGACAAAAGCUCACUAUUCGAGGAACUUCAGGGCUUGGACAUUUUCUUGGCAGAGCUUUACAAACAUCUGGACAGCAGCAGCAACGAGAGGCCUGAUAUCAGCACCAUUCAGAGAAGAGUCAAGAAAGUCACGCAUGACAUGGACAUGUGCUACGGCAUGAUGGGUAGCCUUUUCCGCAGCGGCUCCAGACAGACUCUCUUUGCCUCCCAGGUGAUGCGUUACGCUGACCUGUAUGCCGCCUCCUUCAUCAACCUGCUGUAUUACCCCUUCAGCUACCUGUUCAGAGCCGCACACGUCCUGAUGCCUCAUGAGUCGACGGUUGAACACGCCCACGUGGACAUCGACCUGGAGUCGCCCCUGGCCACUCGUAACCGCUCCCAGUGCAACGAUUGCAAGGACCUGGAGUGCAAACGCAAUCACCUGACCCGCUCCUUCAGUGAGAUCAAGCCUCCCAACCUCUUCCCCCAGACUCCUCAGGAGAUCACCCACUGCCACGACGAGGACGACGAUGAGGAGGAGGAGGAAGAGUAAUGAAACAUCCUGCAGAGUUGAGCCACGUUCCUUUUCCUGUCGCCUUAUGUUUCCUGUAGAGUGGAGUCGUGAUCUCUCUCCGAGGCGGGAAACGCCUCCUCAAUGCGUGUGUUUGUUUGUGUGCUCAUAUUUACAGUAAAUAUACAUCAAUGCACACGAACAGAUUAACGCACACAUGUGGGAGAGAAUAUCAUGCAUGCUCGGCUCUCUAAAACAAAAAACGCCACCCUGAGUAAUCUUCUCAUCAGACGCUAAUUUUUUAUAGUAGUUUUGUAACCGAAUCGUGUUUACGUUGUAACCCUGCAAAUUCAGCUAUACUGUAAUUCUAACUAUGAAACAAGCUACAGGGAACGCACUUUACCAUCAAUGGGAGCGCUCAUCUGAGUGUUCAAAACAGACUUUUUCUGCUGUUUGGGAACAAUGGUCGGCUUUUUAUCCACUUAAUUCAUUCUAACUCUUACUGAAGGGAAUGUAGCAUCCUGACAGGCAUUAGGGGUCAGUUUUACUAAACCUCAGCAGCUCUGAAGCUAAAGCUGGUGUCGACACAGACCAUUAUGCAUGGGCUUGAGUGGGGAGUGCUGAGGACAGAGUAUUGUAGCUGCAUUUACUCCUUAUUCUCUGUAAGAGCCCCGACAUACUGUGGUGUUUAUGUAACUAACCACGUGUCACGGUUGCAUCCCAAGCAGGCUGACCUGCAGUAUUUCAUUUUAGCUCAGGCUUUUAUGAAGAUGAAACUUGAACAUUGCAUUACACUAUAAAGAAGUAGAGCUGAUUUGCUCGGUCUUUCAUGGUGCCUAGACGUGGAGCUUUUCAGUGUGCAGAAGGUGUUAGCUUGUUUAGUGGUUUUAGGAUGUUUUAUUUCCACACGUAUAAACUUCUAAUCAUUUCAUAGGAGGAAAUAUACAGACUUUCUGAUGACAGUAUUUUUCUGUCUGCCUCUUAACACUGUGAUUAUUUUAUUAUAGGCUCGGUUCAGGCUGCGGUACCUAUCUUUGAUGAUU